Penicillium verrucosum is the source of this 1353-nucleotide messenger RNA. Its product is annotated as Saccharopine dehydrogenase. Gene Ontology annotation, cellular component: cytoplasm. The transcript is spliced from 5 exons. Gene Ontology annotation, molecular function: saccharopine dehydrogenase activity. NCBI's taxonomy places the organism in Eukaryota, Fungi, Ascomycota, Eurotiomycetes, Eurotiales, Aspergillaceae. The record is from RefSeq and is a predicted model, not a curated record. Bases 1 to 1353 code for a protein of 450 amino acids.
AUGCCUGAGAAGAAGAGAAUUCUGGUUCUUGGGAGUGGAAUGGUCGCACCUCCCUGCAUUGAGUAUCUUACCCGCAACCCUCACAAUGAAGUCACUGUUGCCUGCCGAACCCUUUCUGCCGCACAGGCUCUCUCGUCUGAAUUUCCCAGAACGCAGCCGCUUUCCCUAGACGUGGCUUCUGCAGCCGACCUCGAUACUCAAGUCGCAGCCCACGACCUCGUCAUCUCGCUCAUCCCGUACACACAGCACGCGGCUGUGAUUAAGUCAGCUAUCAAAGGACGAACCAAUGUUGUCACUACCAGCUACGUCUCGGCUGAGAUGCGAGCCUUGGAUGACGCCGUCAAGAAAGCGGGAAUCACCGUUCUGAACGAGGUAGGGGUUGAUCCAGGUGUUGAUCACCUGUAUGCUAUCAAAACAAUCAAUGAAGUUCAUGAGAAAGGUGGCAAGGUCAAGGAAUUCUAUUCCUACUGUGGAGGCUUACCCGCUCCCGAGUGCGCCAACAACCCGCUUGGUUUCAAGUUUUCCUGGUCCCCGCGCGGUGCAAUCCUCUCCCAACGCAACUCUGCUUCGUUUCUGCGCCAUGGCAAGCAGGUAGACAUACCCGCCACAGAACUCAUGUCCGUUGCCAAGCCCUACUACGUUAUGGAUGGAUACUCCUUCGUGGCAUAUCCAAAUCGCAAUUCUGUCCCUUUCAGAGAGUUCUACAACAUCCCGGAAGCGGAAACUGUCAUCAGAGGAUCACUGAGAUACCAGGGAAAUCCCGAAUUCAUCCAGGCCCUGGCCAGCAUUGGCUGGCUUGACCAAGAAGAAAAGAGCUGGUUGAAGCCAGAAAUCACAUGGGCUCAGAUUCAACAGAGAUUAGUCAAUUCUCCUGGCUCGGAUGAGAGAUCUCUCAUUGCGCGCAUCAACGAAGUAUACAAAUUUCCAACCGAGGCCGAAAGUGAAAGAAUAAUUUCUGGCCUGCGAUGGUUGGGUCUCUUCUCAACCGAACCAGCCAUGAUCAAGGAUGGCAACAUUUUUGACACUCUUUGUCACCAGCUAGCAAAGCUCCUCGGUUUUAAGUCUGGCGAGCGGGACGUGGUCAUGCUUCAGCACAAGUUCAUCGUUGAGUGGAGGGAUGGUAAAAAGGACACCAUCACAAGCACUCUCGAGUUACUAGGUGAUCCGGAAAGAUAUUCAGCUAUGGCGCUUUCGGUUGGUGUCACCUGCGGUGUGGCAACUCAGCUACUACUGGAUGGUCACCCGGCGCUUCACAUGCCAGGUAUCCUUGCGCCAUACAGCAAGGAGAUAUGCGAUCCCAUUAGAGAAGCUGUGGCACGCGAGGGAGUCAAGCUUGUGGAGAAGGUUAUUUAA